AUGUCAACAGCAACCGAACCGAAAACACCUACCACCGAACGGGAGGAUUCGGAGACGAGUUAUAGUGUUGAAGAGGAAAACGAAACCGAUACAGAUCAUUUUGCAUUUGCUAAAGCAAAACUUUUACGAACAUCAAGUGUUUUAAAUGCUAUUAUUGAUCAAAUACAUCCGGAUAUAAUAGCAAAAUCACAUCAAUCAAAUUUUGUUUUAUUUCCACCAAAAUUAGAAGGAUGUACGGUUAUUGACCUUGGUUGUGGUGUUGGUCGAGAUGUUUUUAUUUUAUCAAAACUUGUUGGAGAACAUGGACAUGUUAUUGGUAUUGAAUCUGAAAAAGUUCAAUUGGAUUUUGCUCGUAAACAUAUUGAUUAUCAUGUGAAACAAUUCGCACUAAAAAAACCGAAUGUUGAAUUUAUUCAAGGUGAAAUUGAUCAAUUAGAAAAAACACAUAUUAAAGAAAAUUCAAUUGAUGUUGUUGUAUCAAAUAGUGUUAUCAAUUAUCGAAGAAAUAAAAAAGCAAUUAUUGAAGGUGUUUGCAAAUUACUCAAACCUGGCGGAGAAUUUUAUUUUUCGGAUGUUUAUGUCAAUCGACCAAUACCUGAAGAACAUCAAGAAUUAUUAUCCGGCGAAUAUAUUGGUGGAGCUCUUCGUUGGGAAGAUUUAAUAUUAUAUGCAACAGAAGCAGGUUUUACUCAACCACGUUUAGUUACAGCUAAACCAGUAACAAUUAUAAAUGAAGAUAUUCAAAAAGUUAUUGGUAAAGCGAAAUUUGUUUCAGCUAUAUUUCGUUGUUUUAAAUUACCAAUUAAUGAUAAUGAUGCAACAAAAUUCAAUAUACCAUAUCAAUUAACAUAUGAAACACCAUUAGUUAGUUCUGAAGAGGAAUUUUUCUUUGAUCAUUUAACUCAAUUUAAACUCGGCGAAUUAUUGGUCGUAGAUGAUCCAUCAAUUGCUCUUGAAUUGAAUGUAUCACGAUAUAAAGACAAUUUUACUUUUGAUCCAAUUGAAGAUGCAAAUACUGAAAUGGCUACAGUUGAAACGGUUGAAGAAGUAAUUAUUGUAAGAUAUGGUUGCCCAGGACGAUAA
This is a messenger RNA of Rotaria sp. Silwood1, 1083 nucleotides long. The record is from the annotation of a GenBank genome assembly. Lineage: Eukaryota; Metazoa; Rotifera; Eurotatoria; Philodinida; Philodinidae.